CGCCGAGCGAUGACAAAUUGACAAUGAAUGAAUAAUGAAAAAGAAAAAUAAAACUCCCUUCUCUUAAAUACUCUCAUAGUUUGCUUUUAGCUUUGUUUAGCCAACCAAUACCCCAAAUUAUACCACUUUCCUCCAUUGAAAUUCCUCUCAAAGCUUCUCUGAAAAAUAUAUUUUGCUACCAUUUCAAGAUUCAUAUUAUCAGAGAAAUUUGCAUAAUUGAUCAAAUCAAUCAAUUUUUUCUCAUCAAACCCCAUUUUCCCAAUUUACGCGGUUUCCUCCCGCUUUAAAUCUAGUUCUCCUUUUUCUGGGUUUUCUUCAUUGGUUUUUUAGGGAUCGAACCCCAUUAAUUAAUCAUGUUUACGAGGAUUUUCGGCAAACCCAAGGAGGGUACAACGAGUGCUGUUGCUACUUUGGAUAAAUUGAGUGAGACUCUUGAAAUGUUGGAGAAAAAGGAGCAGGUGCUUAUGAAAAAGGCUGCUGCUGAGGUAGAAAAGGCUAAGGAAUUCACUAGAGCAAAGAAUAAACGCGCUGCUAUAACAUGUCUGAAGAGGAAGAGGCUAUAUGAACAACAAGUAGAACAGCUUGGAAAUAUGCAGCUACGAAUUCAUGAUCAGAUGAUAUUGCUUGAAGGGGCCAAAGCAACAACAGAGACUGUUGAUGCAUUAAGGUCUGGUGCCUCUGCUAUGAAGGCCAUGCAAAAGGCAACAAACAUUGAUAAUGUGGAUCAAACUAUGGAUGAGAUUAAUGAGCAGACAGAGAACUUAAAACAAAUACAGGAAGCUCUCUCUGCUCCAAUUGGUGCUGCAGCUGAUUUUGAUGAGGAUGAAUUAGAAGCCGAGCUUGAAGAGCUAGAAGGUGCUGAAUUGGAGGAGCAACUUCUACAGCCAGCUACAACUGCUCCUGCUGCACCGGUGUAUGUUUCAGAUGGAAAACAACCUGUACGCCCUACACCUCAGAAGAAAACUGCUGAAGAGGAAGAGCUCGAGGCAUUGCAAGCAGAGAUGGCACUUUAAACAGAUUGUCAGUGCUAGAAGGCAGGAGGUGGUGGUCUUAACGUCGAUGUAGCUGUAUAAUAAGCUUAUUAUUGCUGUGUGUGGCAACUUUGCAGGCACAUAUUACCCAAUCUUUGAUCUUUUGGUAAUAAAUUGUGUUGUAUAGGUUGCGUGAUGUUAUAGACCGUGUUUCCUCUUGGGAAAACGUCAUCUUGAUUGUACCCUAUUCUCAAUGUAAAUUUCAGAUUUUCUUACAUUGUAAUUUCUGACUGUCAUUCUGUAAGACUCUAACUAAGCAACAAUCCACAGGUGUAAAAUGGAUAACACAAGUCUUCAGACUCUUGCCGAACAUUUACAACCCUUUUAAUAUUUUGCUGCUUCUCUGCUCA
This is a messenger RNA of Chenopodium quinoa (quinoa), 1381 nucleotides long. RefSeq names its product vacuolar protein sorting-associated protein 32 homolog 2-like. Gene Ontology annotation, cellular component: ESCRT III complex; cytoplasmic side of plasma membrane; multivesicular body. Bases 354 to 1013 code for a protein of 219 amino acids. Gene Ontology annotation, biological process: late endosome to vacuole transport via multivesicular body sorting pathway; vesicle budding from membrane. The transcript is spliced from 7 exons. Lineage: Eukaryota; Viridiplantae; Streptophyta; Magnoliopsida; Caryophyllales; Amaranthaceae. The record is from RefSeq and is a predicted model, not a curated record.